AUGAGGCUGGCUUACUAUGCCGGUGCCUCCACGGCGGCCGCAGCUGCGUGUCUGCUGAAAGCCUUCCAUGAACGACCGAACUUCUACAGCGCCACCGUCUAUCUGUCACAGUCGAACGCGUGUCUUCUCAUCCUCACCAAUCUCUGCCUGGUGCUGGCGUGCAGCAUCAUGUAUGCGCUACAGCGGACGCUCUACGGUCCCCUGCGGCCCAUCGAGAUGGAGCAGCUAAGCGAGAAGGCGUGGUACGCUGUGCUGGACACUCUGCUCGCCAUGCCAAGCUUCAGAGAAGACGUUGGUGGAUGGCUGCUCUUCAUGUUCGUCCUUCUGCUGGCAGGCAAGGUGUGGGGCUGGAUCGGAGAAGGUAGGGUUGAUAUACUAGAGCAAGGACAACCGACACCAGGCGGUAGACACAGCGAGUGGUGGCUCCAUGCACGAUUAGCGACAAGUCUCUUACUGAGCGUGGUGUUCAAUCUGGGCAUGCUGGACUACUGCGUCGAGACGGUCAUGGCCGACCCACGGCCAGGAAUGAUGGUCAUCUUCACGUUCGAGUUUGCAAUACUCAGUAUCUUCUCAGCUUUUACCGCUGCGAGGUAUGCAUUGUGCUUGAUGACGAUCAGGGUCGAGAAGUUACAGCUCAAGGAGGCAGUCGAAGCGAGGAAGAGCGAGAUCCGCGCGGAGAGAGCGGCAGCAAGACGAAGCCAUAUCGCAAGUGAUCAGCCAGCAUCUAACGCUCCUGCCCACGAUGCGCCCAUCGAGGUCGAUGAAAAUGAGGUGGACACACCAGGCUGGGAGGACAAGAGACGGUAUCUGUUCGCACUCGAGCUUUUUACGGACUUCGUGAAGUUGCUCAUCUACAUUGUAUUCUUUACCGUCAGCAUAACAUUCAAUGGACUACCCAUGCACAUUAUGCGCGAUGUCUACAUGACCUUCGCGUCCUUCAGCAAGCGAAUUAGCGAUUACGUUGCGUACCGGAAAGCGACGAGUGACAUGAACACUCGGUAUCCGGACGCGACUACGGAAGAGAUUAGGGGCGAUGCAUGUAUCGUGUGCAGAGAGAACAUGAUCGCUUGGGAGCAACCAGCCGCCGUACAAGGACAAGGACAAGCGCAGCCAGCAGCUGCUCGAACGCCACCACGGCGAGAUGAGGGCUUGCGGGCGAAGAAGCUGCCUUGUGGGCACAUCUUACACUUGCGGUGUCUGAAGGCCUGGCUGGAGCGGCAGCAAGUAUGUCCUACGUGCCGUCGGCCUGUUGUUCAGCAAGCCGCUGCUGCACCUGGAGGUGCGCCUGGUCAGGCCGUUGCUGGUGGCGCUGUUGUGCCAGGUCAGCAGGCACAGAACGGAAGACCACAACGACCGAAUCGAGCACGCAUCUUCAACUUUGGUCCCCUGCGAAUAGGAUUCCUGAACGGGCCACAAGAUCAGAUACAGCAGGUUCUAAACAAUAUGCGGAACUUGCAGGCGGCGAACCAAGACGGGGCAGCUGGUGCUAAUCAGCAAGGCCCGAACCAUCUUGGGCUUCAAGUCCCCUAUCUGCCAGGCGCGCAAAAUGGUGCCGUGGGCUCUGCAGGUACUGCCGGCGGACCUCGAGCGACUGUGCCAACACAGGUACAGAUGUUGCAGUUGGAGCAGCGGCUCAUUCACGAAGCCCAUAACUUAGGCAUCGAACAACAGCAGCUUGCGACACUCAGAUUGAUGGAGGCGGAGCUUGCGAGGCUGCGCGCGCAGCAUUUGCCUACGCACCAGGCUGUUGGCACCGGCAAUGCAGCCCAGCGGCAGGUUCAACAAGGAAUCAUCAAUCCAGGCUGGAUGCCAGGCUUAGGCGGGCAGUUUGCAUGGCACCCGCAGUUUGCGCCGCAGAUGCCACAGCAGCACGACAUACUCCAGGGCAGUGCCGGCCAAGGCUUGGGGCGAGGGGAUUCAAACUUACCACAAGGAUUGAUAUUGCCGGAAGGCUGGACCAUCAUGCCGCUGCGUAGGGCUGACGGUGGCAAUGGUGCGAACGACAACGGCUCGCCCCUGUUCGUCCCGACUGCCACCACGUUGAAUAGUAACGACGCAAUUGCACAAUCUCCGGCACAGCAGCCAUCGACUCAACAAGCUCCAUUGUCCUCAGCGAACAAGACGCCAUGGAACGCGCAAGACGGCUGGAGCUUUGUAGGACAGAACGGUGAGUCUGCUACUAACGGCAAUUCAACCGUGCCAGACCAAGGCUCUGCGAACGGUGAGCCGAGCGCUGAAGAGCAGCCCCUGGAAUACACAGGGAAAGGCAAGGGCAAAGCAGUCGAGAUCGAAGACGCGCCUGAUCGCGAAUCCUGA
Molecule: messenger RNA, 2316 nt
Organism: Baudoinia panamericana UAMH 10762
Lineage: Eukaryota; Fungi; Ascomycota; Dothideomycetes; Mycosphaerellales; Teratosphaeriaceae
Exons: 2
Coding region: 1-2316 (771 amino acids)
Cellular component (GO): cytoplasm
Source: RefSeq, a predicted model, not a curated record